AUGUUUUAUUCAAUAACUCGAAUGGUAACUCAACGUAAUUCAGUUGCAAGAGUUGGAUUAAGAGCUUUAAGCCAAAAUGCAACUUUUUUUAAAGAAAAGUUCUAUGAUGAACAAAUAGAACAAAUUAAAUCAGUUGGUGAGCACAUUCCACAAGACUGGACUACUUUUAAGAAUGACGUUUUAACCAUGGAAGGCAAUGUUAACAAAAAAAAUAUAGAUGCGAUCAUUCUAAAAUAUAUGACUUCUUUGAAGAAAUAUGAUAUUGCAUUAUCAUUUGCCCAACAUUUAAAAAGUAAAGGGGAAGAAUUGUCUUUGGGAACAAUCAAUAGCUUACUGAAUCUGUAUUACGAAAUAUCGAAGAAGGAGAAAUUAACAAAGGAUCAAACACACUUUAUUUUAGAUGCUCAUAAAAGUUUAUAUGGUAAAUAUAAAGUGUUAGAGUACAGUACAUGUGAACGUCUGUUGCAUGCACUGUGUGCUAUAAAUGAAACUGAAAAAGCUCUGAAAGUAUUAAGCGACAUACAUUUAACCACAGCACCAUCACAUUCAGCCUAUAGCACUCUGGUAGCAACCUUCUUUAACCUUAAUAAGAAGAAAAAGGCCUUAGAACUAAUUGAUGAAAGUAUAAAAAGCAAAAGACCAUUACUCGAAAAUGCUUAUGGAGCAUGGAUAGACUAUGUUUUGAGAAAAUAUAAAGACAAGAAAACCAUUGAGAAAUAUUUAAAUGAAAUAUUUUCUUUUGUUGCUAAAAAUUGUGCUGUUAUACCUUUGCAAACUGCUAAUAAAUUAAAAGAUGUAUAUGGCACUUUAAAUUGGAAUGCAGGUUUUGCCAAAAUAAGGAAAGUAAAUGGCCAGUGUUCAUGCUGUAAGGAUACAUUGGACUGCUUAACAUUAACAAGUGAUGAAUUUGACAAACUACAAAGUAUAGUAAAAGAAAAACUUAUUGUAGGUUCAGAUUUGUUCUUAAAAACAUCACCCGAAGAACUAAAGCGCUUUACCGACUUUGUAGACAAAACUGCACCUUAUGACAUUGUUUUAGAUGGACUUAACAUAGCUUAUGGUGUUGGUAUGGCCUCACAUUUAAACAAGAUGAUGUUUCUGAACCAAGUUGUUGAUCAUUUUGUGAGACGGAACAAAAAGAUACUGCUUUUAGGCAGGCAGCAUAUGAUGAGGUGGAAUAUGAAAAUAAUGCAGCAAAUUAUGCGGAAAACUGAAUGUUUCUUUACUGAAAAUGUUUCUCAAGAUGACCCAUACUUCAUAACAGCAGCUCUACUCAGUGGUCCUCAUACUGAUAUAGUUUCCAAAGACUUGUUGAGAGGACAUAAGUUCCUUCUAAAAGAUGAAAGUUUGAUACACAUUUUCAAAAGAUGGCAGUGGCAGCACCAAUGGAUGAUAUUUCAGAAUGCUCAAAGAAGACCUUCCAUCCAGGCGCCCUUGAUGUUUACUCCCUGUGCUCAAAAGAAGAAUAACACAUGGCAUCUACCAUUCGAGCAGGAAGCGUCGCCAGUUAUAGCAAACGUCAACGACGGAAUACCAGACUUACACAGUUGGAUGUGUUUAAGAAUUAAUAAAUAA
Spodoptera littoralis (African cotton leafworm) is the source of this 1575-nucleotide messenger RNA. NCBI's taxonomy places the organism in Eukaryota, Metazoa, Arthropoda, Insecta, Lepidoptera, Noctuidae. The record is from the annotation of a GenBank genome assembly.